CGCUCGUGACGCAAUCAUCAGCGGACGAGGAUGACGUACCUUAGGACGUUUCUAUCUCCCCCUUUAAGAGAAUGGUACGUUCCAAGUGGGCGGGGCUGACGCUGCCUCUGUCGCCGUGGCAGCGCGGGGAGCGGGCCUGGAACGACCCACUUGGGCAGGAGACGGUAAAGAUGGCAAAAGACAUCCUGGGGGAAGCCGGGCUUCACUUUGAUGAGCUGAACAAGCUGCGGGUUUUGGACCCGGAAGUGUCCCAGCAAACGGUGGAGCUGAAAGAGGAGUGCAAAAUAUUCGUCGACAAAAUCGGGGAAUUUAAGAAAAUAGUGGGCAACCUCAUUGAGCUCGUCGACCAGCUCGCCAAAACAACUGAAAACGAGAAAAUUAAGGCCAUUGGUGCUCGCAACUUGCUGAAAUCCAUCGCAAAGCAAAGGGAGGCUCAGCAGCAGCAGCUCCAGGCGUUAAUAGCAGAGAAGACCACGCAGCUUGAAAGGUACCGAGUCGAGUACGAAACGCUGUGCAAAAUAGAAGCGGACCAAAACGAAUUCAUCGACCAGUUCAUUUUCCAGAAAUAGGGGCAGGGGGGACUUAAACUGGAGGCACAAAACAGACCAGGAGGCCUUAAGCCAUUCCCGUAGCCCAAGAAUUUAGCUUCCAAACAUGGCCUAGAACUUGACCAAAGCCACAUCUCAGCAGGUGGAAAGCGAACCUGAGCGGAUACCCUAUUGAUGUUGGACUAGAGUCCCCAUCAUCCCCAGCCUUAACCAUUUAUGGGACCCCAGCGUUGGAGGAAAGCUGUUGUUGCGGUAGAAUUGAUACUAUUUCCCGACGGAUGCACUUAAUAUAUUUUCUAAUAUUUUUUUUAAUGUCCAACGUUUUGAACCACCAGACUGUUCUGUAUUUAUACAUCUCCCCUUUCCUUACUUUUUUAAAAAGAUAAAUCAGGUAAUAAAUAUUUUUUCGAAA
Anolis carolinensis (green anole) is the source of this 960-nucleotide messenger RNA. RefSeq names its product intraflagellar transport 20 (gene ift20). The transcript is spliced from 5 exons. NCBI's taxonomy places the organism in Eukaryota, Metazoa, Chordata, Lepidosauria, Squamata, Anolidae. Gene Ontology annotation, biological process: protein localization to cilium; intraciliary transport; centrosome localization. Gene Ontology annotation, cellular component: Golgi apparatus; centrosome; cilium. The record is from RefSeq and is a predicted model, not a curated record. The coding region runs from base 72 to 569 and encodes 165 amino acids.